AUGUCAACACAAGCUUCUAAAUUUUGCAAUGAGGAAUCCUUGCCAAAUUUCCAUCACAUUCAUCCACUAAACUCCCCCCCCCCUCCGUGAGCGAACAAAACCAUUAGAAAAAUCGCCAUUUUUUGACCAAAAACCCCACCCUCCGUGAGUGAACAAAAAUAUAUUUUAAUAGAAAAAAUUUUAAUAGAAAAAAAUUUUGCUAUAUAAGUGAUAAUUAGUAUAAUGAAAUCUAGAGCUAAUUCUGUUUAAUUUUAAACAAAUUGCGUUUUAAAACAUAAAUUUUGCAAAUUAAAUUAGUAUUUGCUUCCCAAUUUUUGCAAAUUAGGAUUUUUUUUUAAAUUUCGAAAAAAAAUAUUUUUUAUAAAAUUUAUAUAUAAAUUGUUUUUAAAAAAAAAAAUUAACCCCCCUCCGUGAGUGAACAAAAAUUUUUUUGUUCGCUCACGGAGGGGGGGGGAGAGUAAGCAUCGUAGAUGAAGAAAUGCAGCAAGGCUUGCAUUUAGAUGAGAAAAAGGAUGAAAAACAGCCAAAUACUUGCUAUAAGCAACCCAAAGGUGAAGAUAUAUCAAAUGAGGCAGAAAUAUCAACCGCUACUGACGCAUCGUCAAAAACACUUAAAGAGCAGUCAGGUACAGUAAAAUUUCUAGGUCUAUUUGAAAAGGAUAUAAGUUCAAGCAUUAAAAGCUUUACAGCACCAGAAGAUGAUGAGUAUUAUAAGAAUACAAGCUUUAUAAUAAACAAUAUCUCUCUUAAUGAGAGCUCUCGAUCCUCAAUGCUCAGCGAAUACGACUAUAAGAAAACAGCAAAUGGGGGAGGUAGGUCACAAUGUUCAGGCUGCAUAAUAAUUUAA
Molecule: messenger RNA, 847 nt
Organism: Blepharisma stoltei
Lineage: Eukaryota; Ciliophora; Heterotrichea; Heterotrichida; Blepharismidae
Source: the annotation of a GenBank genome assembly